This is a messenger RNA of Panicum virgatum (switchgrass), 2637 nucleotides long. RefSeq lists its product as uncharacterized. Lineage: Eukaryota; Viridiplantae; Streptophyta; Magnoliopsida; Poales; Poaceae. Bases 1010 to 2119 code for a protein of 369 amino acids. The record is from RefSeq and is a predicted model, not a curated record. The transcript has 2 exons.
CUGGUGCUGGGUCGUCGCAUGGUGAAGCUGAUUCCCCGAGGGGAUUUGCUUCAGUCUGCCGUUAGACUCGGAGGAUGAAGAUGAGGGGCUAAAUUGGAUUCCGCCAAGCUCUUCUCCGAAAGGCAAAGGCAGGAUGCUUGAAUUGAAGGACGCCGUCGAUCUACCUCUCCUGCGCGCGGCUCGGGCGGUUUCAUGGCGGAUGCGCGUCGGUCGUCCUCGGUCGCUGCUCCCCCUUCCCAGAUGCGCGGGGACCCCCUGGUGGAUGCGGAUGGAUUCCGCACGGUCGUCUACAAGCGUCGCGCUCGGGGGGAUACGCGCCUUCCCCGCCGCCCCCGCCGGCCGGUCCCUGCCGACCUGGUGGGGAGAUGCUUCAACUGCUUGGCGACGGACCAUGUGGCCUCCUGCUGCACCCAGCCGUCGCGCUGCCUCCGCUGCGAGCAAGUCGGCCAUGUGGCCAGGAACUGCAAACGCCCCCGCUUCCCGGGACCUCCGCGGGGGCGAGGUUGCCCCACUCGGCGGUUCGUGCCUGCGGCGGACGUCACUGCGGCGGCCAACAUCAGGAGCCGGUGCCAUUCGGCGGCCUCGGCUUCUACUGCUUCGUCGGGGUCGGCUUCCACGGGUUGCGCCUACUCCGGCCCUCCAUCAAUCUGCGCAGCCUCGCCGGUGGGUCGCUCGCCAUCACCGGAGGCUCACACAUGGUCGGAUUUCCCUCAGGGGCAUCCUUCUCGGCGUCCGCAACUCGUCACCAGAACUAUACCGCGUACUGCGGAGCUGCAGCAGGCGGAGGACUCUCUCGCGACCACUGCCUUGGUCGUGUUGGUAGUGGGUACGCGCCCCUCUUGAGCUCCUAGUCAGGUCCGGCGAUUUGUUGAGGAAAACUACGGCAUUCCAGGCAGGGAUUUUACUCUCCAUCGCCACUGGCCGGAGGAUUUCAUGCUCAUUUUUCGUCACCCAUGACCCAUCAGACCUCCAGCGUGUUCUUGAUGCACCUCCAUUGCCUCGGGCAGAUAUGGUGUUACGUUUUCGUCGCUGGAGCAGGUUGGCCACGGCGGAGUGGGAAUCGAUGCGCUACCGCAUUUUGCUUGAAAUCAGGGGUAUUCCUGCUCAUGCCUGGUCGGUCGCCGCCGCGCAAGUGAUUCUUGAUGGUGCUUGUGCUAUUCCGGAGCCAACCCCUUCUACAUUAGCCCGUGCUGAUUCACAUCAUUUUCAGGCGGCUGUAUGGUGUGCUGAUCCCGACCUUAUCCCCAAUGAAGCCAUCGUUCGCAUUCCUGAGCGUGUUGAGGGCCUGGGCAACAAUAAUUUGUUCUUACAACCUGAGGAGAUUAUUCAUCAUGAGUUGCCUUUGCUUCGAUGCAAGGAUUGGAACGACAACAGCUCCUCUGAUGGAACUGGCACCCUUCCAGACCGGGUCCUUACUGAUACUGACUCUGAAGACGAAUACCCAGGUUUUCAUCAGUCUUCUCGUUCCGGACCCUGGCCGCGCCGGACUGUCUUCCGCACCCCGGGCUUCGGUGAUCCCAGAGGUGUGUCUGCGGGCAAUGAAGGUACAAACUCCGGUGCACCGGCAGGUGAUUGUGCACGAAGGUGUGCACCUGGGCCCUCCAGUGGUCCACUGUGGCGUUUUGGUCGCGGACUUCCUGUUGUUUCUAAUGGUCCACCGCACUUUCCCCCUCUGCGCUUUGGUUCGGUUACGCCGGUGCUUCUACGUCCUGCCGCCGGGACGUCCCCCCGUCUAUUGGAUGAUCAUGCCGAUACUUUGGUCGGGGCAAGAGACACUCCCACGGUCGCUAGAGACUUUGAUCCUAUGUUUGAUGAGGCCUCUGGUUCUCACGUGUGUUGGCUGUCAUUGGAUGAUUUAGGGGUUGGGCUGUUCCCUGAUCUUGAAGUCCCAGCACCAGGUGCCCAGUCUGAUCCGAUGCACCUCGAGGCUGGGAUGCUCCCUGCUCAACCUAGCUCUGUUCCGGGUAUCGAUGAGGUCGCCCGGUCCGCUGCUACUACCAACACCACCAUAGCUGACUUGGAAUCAAUCCGUUUUGAUGUACCAGACAUGGCGCCGGUUGUCUGCUCCUCUCCUGUCGUACCAAAUAAUGGACUAGGGAGGCUACCCCGCCGGUGUUAGACACCUCUCCACCGCGGCGUCGCUCCCGUCAGCCGCAGCAGGAGGUGACCAUCAGGCGCAGCGAGAGAUUGGCGCGAAAAUCGCAUCACCGCGUGACCAAGCCCGCGGUUCAGGCCCAAAAUGUGCUGAUGAAAAAGUUGGGCAUAACGUUGGACAAUCGCCCGCCGGAUGCUUCCUCCUUCCAACAGUUCACGGAUGCUUUCUCCUCCACGCUAACCAAAUCGCAUUGCGAGGUGCUUGAUGCGCUGUUACCAUCUGGAAUGGGGCCUAUAGCUAUGGACACGGUCGCACCAGUAUGGGUGUCCUGAGAUCACCUUGGUUGUUUUACUUUGGUCGCAAAAGCUGUUAAAUAUGUUAGGUGAAAAUUGUCUGGUUUGGAAUGUCAGUGGGCUGAACUCUAGGGCCCGGCGUAGUGUGGUGCGGGAAAUUGUAGCCCAGGAAAACAUCUCCCUACUCUCUCUGCAAGAAACUAAACUUGAUAACUGUUCUGCUAAUGUGAUCAUGGAGUCUUGUGGUGC